Molecule: messenger RNA, 567 nt
Organism: Aureobasidium vineae
Lineage: Eukaryota; Fungi; Ascomycota; Dothideomycetes; Dothideales; Saccotheciaceae
Source: the annotation of a GenBank genome assembly
AUGAAUGUUACCGUCUUUCCCAACAAUACCAUCUCCGCAACAAACAACAUCACUCAUAUCGGCCAACUCUUCUGGGACACGGCUCUCCGCGCUGCUGUCGAAGAGGUCUAUCCAUACAACACCAACACCCAGGCCGUCACAACCAACGACGAGGACAUGUGGGAUAUUGUCCAAGCAGGCACAACCUACGAUCCCUUCCCCCAAUACAUCUAUCUCGGUGAUGACAUUAGCGACGGUCUGUUUGCUUGGAUCCAGAUUGGUCUUGACACUACCGCCAACUACAUCGAUGAUGAGUACUACACCGUCGCUGCUUACGUCGAUGCCGACGGUGGCCAUGCUUCUUCGAAUUCGUUCACCGGAGGCGGUAGCGGUACUGGCGAUGCAGGCAAUGGCACUGCACCAGCAGAUGGUAACGCAUCAGGUUCCGGCGCUCCUACUGGCAGCGCUCCUUCCGACACUGCCGGCGGCUCUGGAGCUGGCUCGCCUCCUGGCACUGGAUCUGUCUCUGGAACCAGCUUUGCUUCUCAGAGUAGCUCUACCUCCAAGACUAGUAGUUCCGUCUCCUGA